Molecule: messenger RNA, 5879 nt
Organism: Spodoptera litura
Lineage: Eukaryota; Metazoa; Arthropoda; Insecta; Lepidoptera; Noctuidae
Product: forkhead box protein N3
Biological process (GO): regulation of DNA-templated transcription
Cellular component (GO): nucleus
Molecular function (GO): DNA-binding transcription factor activity; cis-regulatory region sequence-specific DNA binding
Source: RefSeq, a predicted model, not a curated record
UUGGGUGUUGAGGAAGGUGUUUGUUGAGUGUUGAUCACAAGUACGGAGGUCGCGGAAUGCUGUUUAUUUAUUGUUAUUAAUUUAUAAUUAGUGCGUCUAACAAACAAUACAACAUCAAGAUGGCGCCAAUGCGCGGCGAGCGGGGCGGUUCUCCAGCACGAGGUGCACGCGCAUCUCUACCGCUUCCGCGCCGUUUGAUUCGCCAGAUCGCGCGGCAUGUAGCCUCCAGUGGCCGUUCGUUACGACGCCUAGAAGUGUCGGGCAGGGUCAUUGACAAUUUCGAUGACAUUGAGGAUGCAUCCGACGAAUCUGAUAUGGAACAACCACAACCUGCGGUGGCUUGCGGAGGCAACGCCGGCAACCUGCCGCCCGCUGACCACGACGACGACCUCACCAGUUUGAGCUGGCUGCAAGACAGGAAUUUACUUAGAGGAAUCAAUCUUACAAAAAACGGAGUCGAUAUAGAGGACACGAAAAUGGUCGAUAACCAAAUUAUUGUGAAGAGAGAGAUAAAAACACCGCCGCCAGUGGCCCGAGUCCCUUCACCGCCUCGGACCCCUUGCAAGGCGCCCCCCUCACCUCCAGCUAACACGCAUACAAAGCCCCCCUAUUCCUUCUCCUGUCUCAUCUUCAUGGCUAUCGAAGCGGCUCCCGCGCGAGCCCUACCAGUGAAAGAAAUUUACGCGUGGAUCGUACGUCACUUCCCCUACUUCAGACAUGCACCACAAGGCUGGAAAAACAGCGUCAGGCAUAAUCUAUCGCUAAAUAAGUGCUUCCAUAAGGUGGCAGCUGCUCCUGGUCUCGGUAAAGGUUCGCUUUGGACGGUAGAUCCACAGCACCGCGCCUCAUUAUUACAGAAAGUGUCUCCGCAGGCGUUUGGUAGGCAACCAAUACCAGCCGUCGGCGAUGUGGUAGAGAACCCCGAGCCAGCACAAGAGAAUGGUACUCGAGUGUCACUACUAGCGCGUCGCCUGGCCGACCCCGAGCCCGGCGCAGACGAAUACCUCGCGGCCGCCACUGUACUCGCCAUGAAAUACGGACCCGCUGUUCUCGACCAGUUGCCGCCGGCAGCGCACUUGGUGAUCUCCCGGUGCGCGCGCGACGAGCACUCGUACAGCGGCGGUGAGGAGAGACGUACGGCCGAGGCACUCCUCAACCUCGCCGGCGUGCGCUCCGAGCCCGCACCUAGCUAGCUCGCCUCCUCGCGACAAGCUAGCUCGCCACCUCGCGCCCUGCUAGCUCGCCCAGCCGGCCGCUAAGUUAGCUCGCCAGCUAGCUUCGCCACCAGCUCCGCAGCCCCGCUGUCCCCGGUUCGUAUCCACGCUCCACUGACAGUUACACCCCACUGCGGAUCACAGCUUCCCUUGUGUACUCUCACGCUCUUCUCAUAGUCAGAUCCAAACUUUGCGCCUGUGGUGUCAGUAAUGGGUACUCAAUAGUGUAAAUCAAGUAGACACGAGUCACUAAAAUAAGUAUAUGAAAAUGUAAUGGUUGCGCAAAAACAUGUGAUGCGCAAAAUUGGUUUCUCCUUUGCGCAAAAGAUUCUUUGCUUGUCUAACUAAAAUUACCUGGAAACUACAGCAACCGCAAAUUCGGUGACCGUGUUACUGUAAUAACGGUCUAUUUUGAACUUUGAAUAUCCAUUACUGUUAGUAACAUUUCAAAUAUUUCGGGUGUUCUAGACGAACCACGCUACCAAUUUUACCCUUUUUAAUUUCAAGUAAUAACUUUUUACAAUAUAUAGAAGGUAAAGUUAUUUUGCGACAAAGUGCAGCGCUUCUAAUUAUGUUUUUAUUUUAUAUUAUUCAUGAGUAUCGAAUACUUUAAUUGUGCAAUUUACUGUGCUUAUUUUGAGGGCACUAUCGUAAUUUGUUGGAUAAUAAUUCUAAAAUUAUAAUAAGUUAAUGUAUCAAUAUUGUAUUAAAAUUAAAUUGAAAAAUGUAAUUUCUCGGGGCAAAGCCCCACAAAGUUCAGUGGUUUCUAUUGACAUAUUAUUAUUAAUUCGUAGAACGAAGCAUUUGUUAAAAAUAAAACGUUUUGACAGUAUCUGAUUCUGUUGUCGCAAAUGAUAAUUAAAAUAGACAAGAAAGUUUACCAUUCUCUAGUCCAAUAAAGACAAUUCAUAUUAGCAAAUCUCGAUGAGAUACACAAAUGUCUUUACUAUGUUUAAAUUAUAUUCAAUAGAUAUCGUGCUUAGGUAAAAUGGCUCACUUGCUGUAUAGUUAGUACCUAUGUUCUCAUUCAAUAUAUUUUCCAAGUGUAACGCAUCACAUUUAUCAUAGGACAGGUGUUGCGAACCAUGUCGCAUGUCGCUAGAAUAAUAACAAUUACAUAAUAGUAGAUACUUAACAGUGAUAGAUGUGAUACUACUGAUACUAUUUACUAUGAAAUAUUUUAUUUAAAAGAAAUGGAAAAUAGUUGAAUAGUAACUCCCUAUAUGCAUUUAGGUUUUCCCCAUUUACUAAUAGUCAAUCAAUCGUAAUAUAUUGUAAGAAUUAAUUAUUCUAUACAUAUAAUUUUAAAGUAAUAUAGCGUUCCCGUAUUUCCGUCGAUCAAUUUUGAUUGUUUGCCGAAUGUUGCCAGAGUAAUGUAUGAGUUUACGUUUUAUAAAAGUUGCUAUUGUGCAUAAUUAAGGCGGAAGUGUGGCGCAUGAUAGGUUUUAAGUUAUAAUUACUGUUUGUUAUGUCAUUAUGUAUUGUGUUACUGCACGUUCAGGCAGGACACAGUCUCCGGUAAGUAUAUUUAUUUACAAAUUCCCAAUAAGUGAGCAAUAUAAAAAUGUAUAAUUCUAUAUAACACACCUUGUGAUCUGAACAUACAAAUAUUGUAUACAGGGCGAUCAAAAUGUAUUUUAAUAUAUUAAAAUUGUGUUACUCUCGAAGUGAUAGCACAUGUAUAUAUUUACAUGAUAGCAGAUACUUGCAUUAGCCAUAAGCAAGCCGUAUUUUGUGUUCAUAUAAAUGGGAACUACUUCAUACAAUCGCCUACAGUGUUAACACGAAACUUAUUUAUCAUAUUGAUAAGGACUUAUAAACUUUGUAUCUGUGCGUGAUUAGAUGAAAAGUGUACUCAAAUAAUUUUACCGGUAUAUUUACUAGCUAGUAGACAGUUCCCGUUGUCUCGCAGUUAAGACUUAGCGUGUAAUGGCAAUCGCCUCAGAUAUAUAGAGAAAUUUUAUUCAUUAUAGUAAUGUGUAACUAUUAAUUUUCGAUAUAUUGUAUAGAUGCUUCCUCUCUAGAGACUUAAUGAAUCACUACCGUAAAUAAAUCUCUAAUAAAUACCUACAAGACGAUGCAAUACAACUAGAUACAAGUCAAUCUGAAUCAUCCCCGCCCUCGAUCGAUGACAACAGUAGAGCAGAAACGUGUUCACAAUUUUAGAACAGUUUUCAAUGUAAUAAGAAUGUCAUAAAGUUAUGGAUGGCGAAUGCGUGCUGCUAUUUACAUAGCCAAAACUAUAUCCAUUAUAUCUUGUAUUGGUGUGGCUAAAUUGCUAAUGUAUAAACUAUUGGUUAAGUAGUAUAUACUUGGUACAGGCCGUUUUCUCUCAAGUGCCUACUAAAUGCUUCUAUCUAUCGUUAGAGAAUUAUAACUGGAGUACGGAGUGUCGUUAGAGAGGACGAGUGCCGGAUUGAAUACCAUUGAAAUACCUGUACAUACACUGUUACAUGUCACAACCGGGAUGCGUACUUGACGAUUAAAUACUACUUAACAUAACACCAAAAUAACUAGUGAUACGUAGACUAAAAUAAUGUGUGUAACUCCCAAUAUGACAUACAAACAAUCCUUUCAAAAUGCGUAUUAAUCUGGCGCUCACGGCAAAGCCUUGGAAGAAUACACCAAAUAGAGUUAAAUGUGAUAAAACUUCAGUUUAGUUUAAAUGUCUCGUAAUAUUAGUUGGGUUUUUGGUAAAAUAAUAACUGUCCAAUUAUGUCCGUCGCCACAGUUUAUAAACAUGUAUCGUCACGUAUAUACUAAGGAAACAUAAUUUAUAUAUAAGCUAUGUAUAAUAAAGCAGAAAGACAAGUAAACUGUGGUGUCGGAACGUUUUAAGUUUUAUCGUAACUCGUAAGCUACUGUAUAUUUAUUUGAAUGGCUUGAUUAGUACAAUUUCAUUGGUGUUUCGUCGUGUUUACGCGUAGGAAGUACUAGACUGAUGCAAUGACUGAUUUGUGAUGAAGCAAUAUUAUUUAUUAGUGAAAUUGAUAUAUAUACUUUUUCGUUUCCCCGAACCUUUACGGCUUUGUUUAUUGUGACCGUAACGUUACGCGGUGUAACGGUUUAUUUUUGUUUUGUUUUAUAUGCCAAAUAGAUAUUUCCACUAAAAUUAUUAUCGAAUUCGCUAAUAAAUUUUGGUAUUAGUGAAAACAAAGAAGUAUGUUUCUGGAACAUGAUUCGGUACUUUUACGUAUACAAGAAAUGUGUUAUGCGUGAAUUUGUAAUGUACAUUCUUGGUGAAUUAAAUUAUGACAGAAAUUAAGUAUAAAUAUUGACUCACAAAGUGCUUCUAAAUCGAUGGCGAAAUGCUCCGAAAUAUUUUCCAAUCCUUAUGAUUCGUUGACUUCCUCGUCACAUUGUUUUGUAGGCAAAUGAAUGGUCUAUGUGUGCCAAAUGUUUAUGAAAAUGAUAACAUUAUUACCAUAUUGUAUCAAGCAAAUUCAAAUACCAGUAAUAUGAAUGUAUUUAUAUUGAUAAUACUAUGUAACGCAUAGAUAGAUUAGGUCGUAAGUGAUAUUAUAGUAAUUAAUUUAAUUGCUAAAUAAUUAAAAUACAUACAUUUUUGCUGUAUUUAGGGGCGUCUUCCAUCUUACUCGUAUUGUUUUCUCUUAGAUUACUUCUGUUAGAGGGAAAAGUCCUCGCUCUCGUUGUCAAAGCGACUGAGAGGCGGGCAAUAUUUGAUAUUGUACUUGCUUCGAGGUCUGUAAGGAACAUCCAUAGACUGUUUUAAAAACUUGUCUUAGAACAUGAAGUGCUGUGUAUGUGGAACGAAUAUUUGUGACAACUUUUCUCUCUAACCAUACACACUAGCCUUUCUUUCGGUGGUAUGUAGAUGAAAUUUUACAGCAAUAAUUAGUAUCUAAUAGUAGUACUUUGCUGGUAGAUGCUACGUAUAUAAUUAUGUGUGAUAAAACGCGAUUUAUUUAUUAAGUGCUGUGUUUAAAUUAAAUUUUAUGAUCUUAAGCAACUUUCAAGCAAUAUGUUCACCUGUUAGGGUCACAGACCAACAAGCUUUUUUGAAAUAAUAGAAUGGUAUAUAUAAAUUUUUUUAAUUGAACCAUUUGAAAGAUAAGAAUAUUAAAUCACACUAAGUUGUUAAUGAUCAUAAAAUUCCUUUUAAAAAGUUAUAUCAAUAUGAUAUUAAAAUUGUUACGGCUCAUGUUCUAUGGUCAAAAAGAUUUUUUUUAUCGAUUAAUUUAUUCUUAGGUUAAUUAGUGAUGCUGUUAUUAUUUGUUUGUAAAACGGAAUUUUAAAACAAAGUGUAUGUCUUUAUUUGAAUUAAGUGGUAUUUGUUUGGAAUUAUCGUUUUACGGACUAGCUCAUGACGUCACCGCUGUAGAGGACCACUUGUGUAGAAGUUAGAAGUGAUAUUACGAGUAAUGUCACAUUCGUGUUGGAUGUUUACUACUUAAUGGAGGUGUGUGAUGCGCUCUCUCAGCUGUGACGUCAUAGCUCGCUAAAAGCUAGCCCUAUGUUGGUAUGUCCGAACUAUAUUUAAGUAUAAAAUUAAAUUAUUGUUGUUGUUGAUAUUUUGCCGGCUUUUGAACGACACCACUCUUUUAUUAAUAUUAUUGCUAUUGUUGAGAGUUAUUGCCAAAUUUUUAUUUGUCCUAAAAUCUUUUGUCUUUGUACAUAUCCAUUAAAUAAAUUAUGUACCGAGAA